CAGAGCAGCAGCCUGGGGGCUCCGGGGCCGGGGUUUAGGGGCCGCCGCCCGGAAUGAACCGCGCCGGGGACAAUCCGGACUCGCCGCCUCAGGGGUGCACUUCGCAGGGUCCCUGACUGAGCAGAAACCACCUGGGAGCAGCCGCCGCUUCUGAAGCUCCGGUCGGGCUGGACGCUGCAAACCUGCUUCCGCAAUGGGUAAUGAGGAGCUGUGGGCCCAGCCAGCCUUGGAGAUGCCGAAAAGACGGGACGUCCUUGCAAUCGUCCUCAUCGUGCUGCCCUGGACGCUGCUGGUCACCGUGUGGCACCAGAGCACCAUCGCACCGUUGCUCACAGCGCACAAGGAUGAUGGCAGUGACCCCCGGCGCUCCGCACCACCUGGCAUGGACCCCAGGGAGUACUGCAUGUCCGACCGUGACAUCGUGGAGGUGGUGCGCACCGAGUACGUGUACACGCGGCCCCCGCCCUGGUCCGACACGCUGCCCACCAUCCACGUGGUGACGCCCACCUACAGCCGCCCGGUGCAGAAGGCGGAGCUGACACGCCUGGCCAACACGCUGCUGCACGUGCCCAACCUGCACUGGCUGGUGGUGGAGGACGCACCGCGCCGCACGCCGCUGACCGCGCGCCUGCUGCGCGACACCGGCCUCAACUACACACAUCUGCACGUGGAGACGCCCCGCAACUACAAGCUGCGGGGAGACGCCCGCGACCCACGCAUCCCGCGGGGCACUAUGCAGCGCAAUCUGGCCCUGCGCUGGCUGCGAGAGACCUUCCCCCGCAACUCCAGCCAGCCUGGCGUGGUCUACUUCGCUGACGAUGACAACACCUACAGUUUGGAGCUCUUUGAGGAGAUGCGCAGCACCAGGAGGGUGUCCGUGUGGCCUGUCGCCUUCGUCGGUGGCCUUCGGUACGAGGCCCCACGGGUCAACGGAGCAGGGAAGGUGGUCGGCUGGAAGACAGUGUUUGACCCCCACCGACCGUUUGCAAUAGACAUGGCUGGAUUUGCGGUCAACCUGCGGCUCAUUCUGCAGCGAAGCCAGGCCUACUUCAAGCUGCGUGGUGUGAAGGGAGGCUACCAGGAAAGCAGCCUCCUUCGAGAACUUGUCACCCUCAAUGACCUGGAGCCCAAGGCUGCCAACUGCACCAAGAUCCUGGUGUGGCACACGCGGACAGAGAAGCCUGUGCUGGUGAACGAGGGGAAGAAAGGCUUCACUGACCCCGCUGUGGAGAUCUGAGCCCCAGGAUCCAGGAGCCUCCUCACACCCUGUUCCUGGCCUUCCAUCCUCUCCCCACGGUUGAUGGCCCCUCCGAGGCAAACUCCAAGGAACGGCCAUCAUCCGCCUUUCUAUUCUGGGCCUUCAGAGCGAGCCCAGCGGCGCCAGGACGAAGGACGGAGAACCUAAAGCACAGAAACCCCAGACCGUUGCUCUCUCCAUCCAGCGUGCCCAGGCCCAGCUGCCAGCCAGGCCGCAGUCAGCACGCCGCGGCCGGGCAACCUCUCCAGAGCUUCCUGCCUUGACAGGCCUGCGGGAGCGGACCGGGGCUCACCCAGGCCCGAGUGAUGCCACACUUGGCGGGAGGCGAGAAGACUCAGCCGUGGGGAGGAGGGUGGCCCUCCUGGCUCCUGACUCCUAGGGACCAGCACGGCCACACAGGCCAGCCAGCCAGGUCUGAAGACCGGACAGCAGGCCCUGCCCGGGCAUCGGGAGCGCCUGUCCCCUCUUCGGAGAGUUGUUCCCAAGUACACGUGCCUCUGUGGUUGUCCUCUAGUCCCUGUUUCCAGAGCAUACGUCUGUCUUCGAUCCCAACAGGUGACCAACCCUGCAUGAGGGGGCCUGGGCCUGCCAGCAGGCUCCCCUGUACCUCAGGCUGUGGUGGGGGAAGAGCCCCUUCCUCUGGCCCGUGCCCCUCAAGCCUGCUCCUUGCAGCACAGAGAAGCAGAUGGGCCCUUGAGCCAGCACAGGUCAUGGACUGACCUAGACUAAGACCACGUGGGCCCCUGUCCCCACACUGCCACCCCCACUGCCUGCUGGGCUCCAGCGCCCCUGCCUGGCCAGGACGGAGAGGGCAGAAGCCCUCCUCCUGAGCCUUGAGACCUCAGUGGCUCGAGUGAGCAGGAGCAGGAGAGGCAGGGAGAGCAGGGAGGCCGGGGCAACUCCAAGACUCCUUCCUGCCCCUGGUUGGGGGAGGGGACUGCGUUAGCAGAGAGAUUUAUGGAAAAGGGGCAGAGGUCAUCUGAACACUGAGGCGAAAAGAUACCUGAGCACACACGACUUUGGAAAUCAUUCUAUUUUAAACACAAAAUGAGAAAGAAAAUCUCACUUGUCCCUGGUGGGGAGCAGGCAGAGUGAGCCGCCUCGGGGCCCCUGCAGCCUCACGGUGGUUCCGUCCCCCAGGAGGGCAGUGUGUCCUUCCAGGCCAAGGGGCGGCCUCUGGCUUUUGGGCCGGGACAGGGCCCCCUGGUGGUCAUCUCGCUCAUGCUCCCGAAAGCUGGAAGCACAAUGUUCCUCCCCAGAGGAGGAAAAGGAAAGUCUUGAGCCUACUGAAGAGGUGUUUAUUUUUUAACCGCUAACAGCACCCACUUCAUCUAAACUCACAGGACCAGGCUGAGGACCACAGAGAACCCACUCCUGGGUGGGUGGGGGAAUAGGACUUAGUCCGGCAACCUAAACAUUAAAAAUAUAGCAUUGGCUGCCUAUCGUGAGAUGGACUGAAUUGACCACAGCAGUCAUGACCCGAUCCAGUGGGAUCUCAGCCCUGAGGACCCUGCGCCACCCUGCAGGACGUCCCCACCUCUUACGUUUUCAGUGGUUGCUGUGAAAUCAACCUGAGUCAAGUGGCAUGGCGUGGGAGAGAGGGGGCAGUGGGCACAGGGCGACCAUCCCACUGCCUCCCGAGACCAGCCCUGAGUGCUCAGGUGAGCUUGGUCUUAGGCCACUUUCUCGGCCAAACAAGCAAACAACCCAGGGCUCAUUUUCAGGAAAUUGAUAAUGAACAACAAAAUGAGGUCUUUUCUCUUCUUCCCUCCCCUUGAUUAGUAUUUUUUGGGCAGACACUAGUUGUUUUCGCCCGUGUCCUCUUCCAGCUGCAUGUGGAUGGAUUGAUACUGUAACCUGGUGGACUGCAGCCUCCAUCUCGUUGGGAAUGAGUUUGUUACAAAGCAGAACGCAGUCCGUGACUACAGUUUCUUUUCCAAAGGCGGUCUGCUCCCUGCUCCCCACCCUAGAGGAGUGAGGCUGGGGGUUGGGCGUCUCCAACAGAGACAGGGAGGGUGGAGCCCGUGCCACUGCACCAUCUGGUCUGUUUUAAUUUAACUGUAUUUAAUUUGUUUUCAAAAGUAA
Messenger RNA from Molossus molossus (Pallas's mastiff bat), 3343 nucleotides. It is a transcript of the gene B3GAT1, whose product is annotated as beta-1,3-glucuronyltransferase 1. Gene Ontology annotation, biological process: carbohydrate metabolic process; chondroitin sulfate proteoglycan biosynthetic process. The transcript has 7 exons. Gene Ontology annotation, molecular function: galactosylgalactosylxylosylprotein 3-beta-glucuronosyltransferase activity. NCBI's taxonomy places the organism in Eukaryota, Metazoa, Chordata, Mammalia, Chiroptera, Molossidae. The record is from RefSeq and is a predicted model, not a curated record. Gene Ontology annotation, cellular component: Golgi membrane. The coding region runs from base 194 to 1237 and encodes 347 amino acids.